AUGGGACUAUGGCACCAAUCUAUUGACCCAGGACGGAUGAAAGCCUUGGUAGAACUGGAGGCGGAGGCGGAGAUAGUAGCGGAGGCAGAGCCUCAUUUCGAAUUUCUCCCUACAGAAUUACUCUGCCGCAUUUUUAAUUAUCUAGAACUAAAGGAACGUGGAAUAGCAGAACGGGUGUGCUCAAGAUGGCACAGUGUCCUGACGUCACGAGAUUGUCCCCUAGCUGAUGUAGUAGUGGUAAACCUGUUUGAGCCUAGCGUUUGGGUGGAUACCAUCGCAAAAAAUCGUUAUACAACGGUAAAAGGUACGUUUGUGAAAGAUUUCGAUGGAUUACGUAAUGUUUUCCACCAUAUAUCGACUGCUCAUACCGCUAAGCUAUGGUUCCAUACAGAAGUGUUUGCUAGGAAAUGUAUCGAUAUGGUUGCCGAAUUUUUGGAUGUUAAAUGCGUGGACGUCUAUCCAUACGCUAAUGUACAUAUUCUACCUUAUCUACAAAAGAAGCUCCCUCAUUUAUCCGCUCUAAAUAUGCGACCACAUUCAAACCAAUUUCAUGCAUGUGGUCUACAGUUGCCCUCUUUUCCGGAUUUUUCAAAGCUUACUACGCUUAUACUCGACAACUACGGUGUGGAAGCCGAUUUUGAUCUUCCAAAAACUGUGACGUCAUUGGAUUAUUCGAAAAGGGAACAAACACAUUAUCGUGCUCUUUUGCCGAAAUUGUUACAUCUUAGGAAUCUUGAAUACUUUACUUUAUCACAUGCGGAUAUGUCACUACCGGAUGACUUCAACGCAUUUGUACGUACGGUUUCCAGCGUUCACCUUCCAAAGUUGACCAUUUUGACUUUACGUAUGUGUAAGAUCUGUGCACUCACCCUCCACGAGGAUGAGGUUGGUAUGAACUUGAAAAUGAUCAAAUUCGACUUGUGUUAUGGAAAUAUCGCAUCGUCUAUUAGAGACUUUCUUAGUUUCAACCCGAAGCUGAGCAUCUUAGCUUUGAAUGUGUUGUGCAAUCGAGAAUCCCUGGAUAUCGCUUGCAAUGUUUGUUGUGAGCUUCGAAGAAGAAGGAUUGGUCUGCACCUUUCUAUUUUGCAGAACUAUCCAGAACCGAAAUCAUUUGAAUCUCCAUUUCUCGAUCUAAAACCACCCACUUCUUUGUUCUAUGUUUUAACGAAGUUCGAGGCUUCGUUUGUAGAGGACAUAGUUUUAUUUCGCACUUUAUUAAUGUCAGGGACGUUCAAGGUGCUCCGUGAAUGUAAAUUUGUUGAAUGCGAUGCUUUAACAAGCGGAGUUUUGCAACAUUUGUCAGAGUCAGCUCCAACUAUCCGAAAAAUUGGUGUGCUUUCUUGUACGAAACCGAAAGACACGGAUGUAAUAAUGUUCAUUGCAAGUAUAUCUGCGAGAACAACUCCUCAUUUACAGAUAACGUGGAGAAGAGAUCGUCGAAUUGGAAGCCUCGCAGCCUGUUAUUUGGCCUUAGUACAUGAGCAUCGAGAGUUGAUAAAAGGGAAAAAAGCACGAUUUUUUGCAAAGACCUUCUCAGAAUCUGAGGAAGGCGAAGAAAUUGUGAUUUGGGAGCGAGAGACUGGGAAAUCGAUUCAAAUUCGGGACUACAACGAUCACCAGAAAUACCGCACUCUUGGAUUUAUCAUUGGCGUUGAACCAGUUCAGGAAGAUGCACCAACAGCUGUUAUGAAUGAACUAAUGUCAAAGUUGGAAUGCUCGUAA
Molecule: messenger RNA, 1722 nt
Organism: Necator americanus (New World hookworm)
Lineage: Eukaryota; Metazoa; Nematoda; Chromadorea; Rhabditida; Ancylostomatidae
Exons: 13
Coding region: 1-1722 (573 amino acids)
Molecular function (GO): protein binding
Source: RefSeq, a predicted model, not a curated record